GCUCCCUAACUCUACCUGCUACCUCCCAACACUAGCCUACAUCAUGCAGUUCGCAAGUAUGGACGAGCACAUCGUCCCUCACUUCGUCUCUCCCCGCAGGACCCCCUCCCAACACCUCCAGCACCGAAAGCCCAAGGUCGUCCUCACCGUCCACUCCCUCCGUGCGCUUUUUCACCUCCGACAGCCCGACGCUGCUCGCGCCCUGGGCAUCUCUCUGACGGCGCUCAAGAACGCGUGCAAGAGGCUGCGCGUAGGCAAGUGGCCGUACAAGAGGCUGCAGCCUGGAGACCAGCAGGCGGACAAGGAGGGAUGUCGUGGCGCUGCCUCGCCGGAGAGCUCCAGCCUCGACGAGACGCCAGCGGAGCUAGAGGACAGCGUCGGAGAGGAGCCGAGGGGAUCAGGGUGGCUGGGACGGCGGUUGGGGUUGGACGCGGAAUCGCUACUGGAGGAGGCGAUGAUGCACGUGAGCAGAUAGGAGGCGAUGAGAAGGAUGGGCGUGGGGAGGAGAUGUGACGUAGAGGGUUGCGCUGGAGGAACUUGGGAGUGCUAGAAUGGACCGAGGGGAGGUGAGAAGAUAAAAGGACAGGCAGGAGGAGCCAGGCAGUGGCCUUGGAUGUAACAGACUACAAAAUGAGUUCAGCAACUUGAGACUCAUAAAUAUUUU
This is a messenger RNA of Guillardia theta CCMP2712, 664 nucleotides long. RefSeq lists its product as hypothetical. The record is from RefSeq and is a predicted model, not a curated record. The transcript is spliced from 2 exons. Lineage: Eukaryota; Cryptophyceae; Pyrenomonadales; Geminigeraceae. The coding region runs from base 44 to 475 and encodes 143 amino acids.